AUGUGCCCUCGUUCCCGGAGAAGAUUGUGUCCAAGCAUCACCUGCUACUGGGAUCCUUGUUUUGAUCUCCUCGGGGGUUCUCAGACCAGCGGAGGCGGGUGUGGAGCUGCGCAGCUAGUGUGCAGGAGCUGUGGCCUCCGGAUGCCAGCGAGAAAUGAAAACCCUCUGCAGUCUGUUAAGGAAGAUGCCAGAACUGACAAGGCUCAAGGGGCUUUCUGGCUCCAGUCUCUUAUUACUGAGGCCUUUCAUGGCACAAGAUUUCACAUGAUAGAAGAAUAUCUUCAGCAGAAAGAGAGCCUCGUGCCUCAAAAAUACAACCAUCUCCUCCUCCUCCAUCUUGACAGAGUGAUGAAUGAGGAGCUGGACAAAGAGGAGUUCGAGAACUGUUCCCUGCUGCUGAAAUGUAUCCAGAGAUUCCUCAAAGAGGAUCCGGACCAAGAGGAGCCUUUGCUAAUCCAGCAGGGACUCAUCCCAAAGAUGGUUUCCUGGCUUGAAACAAUAACAGGACUUCUGAUCGCCAAAGCCCUGGCCUCAGAUACGCAGCUGACUAACGCCAUGGACGACCUCCUCGACACUGCACUGAUCGUUUCCAGGCAUAGCAGGAAAGGGACAAUCCAGAUGCUGGAUUCCUUCAUAUUUAGUUUAGGAUUCCUGGUGACAGAAGGCAGCACAAAGCUCUCCAUUCAACAGGAGGCUCUGAGGACUUUGAACUGCAUUUUGGAUGCUGCACCCCGGGGAGAGAGAAGAAAGCUGUCUUCAGGAGAAGGCGCGCACCGUCUUAUGAAAGAAUUGGCAAGGACGAUCUUGACCGUGGGCGAUUACAGCCAGCAGGUUGCUCUGUUGGAGGCACUGUGUAGAAUGGCAGUCGGAACUCAGAGGGAUGAACUUGCCGCUCAGUGGUUUGGCGAUGCUGUUCUGGCUGAAGCUUUCAAGGACAUUAAGAAUCGGGAAUUUGAGACGGACUGUCGGCAGUUUCUCAAUUUCCUGAAUAACAGGCUCAGUGACCAGAGCAGGGUCUACUCAUUUCCAUGCCUGGCUGCUUUUGCCGAUGCUCAGGAGAUGAUAAAACCAGCAGAUGAAAAAUUAGAGGAGUUUUGGAUUGACUUCAACCUAGGAAGCCAAAGCGUGACGUUUUACGUAGAUAAUGCGGAGAGUCCUCUGUGGGAGCCAGUGCAACUUUUGAAGGAAACAGUGGCCACGUUCACCGUAGUGGAAAAAGAUAGGAUGAAGACGUUCAUCGCUUACCUGAAACAGCCAAUUGUUAUCAGCAAGAGAGAAGCAAGGACCAUAGAAAUCCACUUUGACCGGCAACUUGGCAUAUCACAAGCAUCUGUGCGAGCUUUGGGAGAAGACAAACAGGUGGCGCCUUCAUUUCAGAUGCCUAUUUUGAUAAAGGUCUCCUCUGGCCUUGAAAAAGAAGAUGGUGAGAUUCCUAGUAGCCUCAAAAGAGAAACAGAGUAUUCAGAAGAAUCCACAGUCCUGCCAGGGUUCAUGGAUGCUGAAGUUGACCGUUGCCUAAUAACUCGCUGCUUUAAUGUCCAGUUGGAGCCUGCUGUGAGUAAAGGGAGCUGGGAAAGGAAGGAAACAAAUACAGAAGGCCGCUCACCUGAAAACUCAAAACCAGAUGACCCCAAACAAGUUACUCCAAAACACGAGUGUACUUCAGAUGAACAAGAAGUAUUGCUUCAAACUCAGGCUUCUAAAUUAAAUGAUACAAAGGAAGAUUCUGCCUCUGAGAGGGACAGAGAACAGGACCAAAGAAUGCUGUUUAGUGAUAGGAAAUACUACUACUUGGAGAGUAAUGAAGAUUCAAGUUCAAGUACCAGCGAACUAGACUGGAUCCAGAAUCACAGAAGAAAAUCCGUACGAACAUAUUCCCAGAGAAGGAAGCCCAGAGUCAGCUCUCUAAGGAUCCUACCACUCUCCCCCAUCAGCAGAGGCAGUGCUCGUGAGGAAGACCAAGCUAGGCUAACACCACUAUGGAAAGGCAUCUCCAGAGGAAAUGAUACAGCUCUUCCAAAAUUCUCUGAAACAAAACUGCGAGGUGCUUCUGUGCGCUUAACUCCCAAGGCAUCCGCACAGAAAAUAGGUACUUGACUUUCAGUUAGAAGAGGCUCAGAACCGAGCCCCUCCACAAAGAAGACAGACGCUAACAGGCAUGUGCACUGUAGAGAACUUCAAAGUCCCCUUCCAUCGGGUGGUGUAUCUUCAUUAGAGAGCCCAGAAGUUGAAGAAAAUGUGCUGCAGAUUGCGAACCUAGAAUCAUUUAUGGAGAACAGUAGCUUCAAACAUAAGCUAGAAAACUUGGAACAUGGAGAGGCACCAGAUGGGAGUGCUGUGGCCCCAAAGCAAUCAAGAUUAGAAGAAGAUGCUCCCGGAUCCCCCAUUGUGACAGAUAUUUCUACUCUGUCCCAAGAAGAUGUGCCAGAAAAUGCAAGUAGUUCUGCUUUAAAAACAGCCUUUGAAAACUUCACUAGAGACCUGAGAAGAAAAUUUGAGGUAUCACUCAAGCAGAAAGCAAUUCCAUGUUCUUCAGAAGAAGCCAAGGAAGUGCCAGGUUGCCUGAUAAGACUUUGGAACCAGAUAUACAUGUGCAGACUGAACAAGCUGGAGAGGUUUCACAACUGUGUUCUUGAGCAGCUGAGCAACUUGGAGAAGGAGCUUCAGACUCUCAAGUGCCUUGAGAAGGAUGCUCUGGCAAGUUCAUUGUUUGUGCUGUCUCUGGGACAAAAUGGGACCUUCUCUAGGGAAAAAUGCGUGGUACAACAGCCUGAGGAAGGGUAUGGAGAUAGAAUCUGUAAUGUCUUGGCCCAAGGGAUGUCCUUCAGAGCGACGCUCAACAGCAGACAGGCCUUUAGCAGCUGCUGA
Messenger RNA from Acomys russatus (golden spiny mouse), 2868 nucleotides. It is a transcript of the gene Sycp2l, whose product is annotated as synaptonemal complex protein 2 like. The record is from RefSeq and is a predicted model, not a curated record. The transcript is spliced from 32 exons. Lineage: Eukaryota; Metazoa; Chordata; Mammalia; Rodentia; Muridae.